This is a messenger RNA of Trichobilharzia regenti, 3443 nucleotides long. NCBI's taxonomy places the organism in Eukaryota, Metazoa, Platyhelminthes, Trematoda, Strigeidida, Schistosomatidae. The record is from the annotation of a GenBank genome assembly.
CAGAGAGCAUCUUAAAUGAACUGAAAGAAUUUUAUUUAUCAAUAUAUAAACAUCAAGAAGGAAAAUGGUUUUAAGACAACGGGCUUGACACUACUUAGUCAUUAGAACAUUGUACAUUCCAGCACUACAGAUAAAUAAAUGCGUCACUACAGCUCAGUUCUGCAGAAGGCGCGCUUUUAGAGAUGGGCUCUCCUUGUUGACUUGUUCAAUAGUUUCCCUUGUUAAGGGAUAUGGCAGAGAUCGACUUCUUGUCUGCUGAGCUUGAUCAUGAUGAAGAAUCAAGAGAUGAGGAAGGAGACAGUAUUAACUCACUCGUUUUGAGUAAAAAGAUAUCUCAGCCAUUGGAUCAUCCGACUAAGGAUACCAAGUUUUCCAGUGUAAAAGAGUAGGUUUUGAAUCGUCCUUUAUUAUCGUAUCAGGGAAACCAUCAAACAGGAGACUGUUGAGAUUUGUCAGAAGACUGUCAACCCUAACAACCGUGUUAAUGCUGAAAACUUCAAUAUACAACGCGUAAUUGGCAAAGGCGGCUACGGAAAGGUUCGUGGAACUUCUGUGGCUUAGUGUGCAGGUUUUUCUAGUCCAAAAAGUAGAUGGCAUCGACCAGGGGAAACUAUACGCUAUGAAGGUUUUGAAAAAAGCCAGGCUUGUAUGCAAUGAAAAAGACAAAGCUCACACGGUUUCGGAAAGAAACAUCCUUGAAAUUUUACAGCACCCGUUCCUAGUGAAACUCCAUUAUGCCUUUCAAAAUCAUUCAAAUCUGUACAUUGUUCUUGAAUAUUGUCACGGGGGAGAACUUUUUAAUUAUUUAGAACGUGAAGGGGCCUUGCUGGAAAAUGCUGCAUGCUUUUAUGCUUCUGAAAUAGUCCUAGCCAUCGGACACUUACAUUCAUUAGGUAUAAUCUACAGAGAUCUUAAGUCUGAAAACGUGCUACUGGAUCGUCAAGGACAUGUAAAGCUUACUGACUUUGGAUUAUCUAAGGAGGGCGUGUGUACCACAAACACUUUUUGCGGGACAAUUGAGUACAUGGCUCCUGAGAUAAUUCGUUGUGAAGGUCACGGAAAAGCAGUGGAUUGGUGGAGCCUUGGUACCCUUAUCUUUGACAUGUUGUCAGGCGCACCCCCGUUUAGCCAAGAAGAAAGCCGUGAAGCUACUACCCACAAGAUUCUCACAGCUCCUUUGAGGUUCCCUCCAUCUUUUUCAUCGGAAGUUAUUAGUCUAAUACGUGGCUUAUUGAGGCGUGACCCGAAUGAGAGGUUGGGAAGUAAAGAAGAUGUUGAUGAAAUAAAGAGACACAAGUUUUUCAAAAGACACGAAAUCAAUUGGUCUGAUGUAUACCACCGGCGCUUGAAACCACCUUUCCGUCCCAAGCUCACCGCAGAAAAUGAUGUCUCCAUGUUUGACCCAUCAUUCACACGUCUACAGCCGGUCGUUAGCCCAGUUGAUGGCGUCGCGUCCAUUCCUCCGGAUAUGUUCCAGGGCUUUUCGUAUGUAGCACCUAGUGUUUGUGAAGACAGUUUGCGUGACACAUGGACGGAUAAUUUAUCAAGUCGCCAUCGAAGACAUGGAUUGCGUGGCGCUAUGUCUGCCGGUCGUUUAAGACGUAUUGGAUUCGGUAAUUUGAAUGCGCCUAACCGAAUACCUGAAGAUAUCGUAGUCCACAACAUUCCAUUGCAAAUUCAGCCUGAACUUCACGAAGAUUUUCAUGAUUUUAACGCAGACUAUAGGCGUAAACCUGCACCAUGUCAGCCUAAUAAUUUAUUAUCUCAAGGUGACAAUACUUGUUCAUCUAAUCAACAACAAUUAAGUAAGACUGAUCAAUCUUGUAGUGAAUUGGGAGAAAGUCAAACGGUUAAGCGCAAUGGAACUGUUGUAGUUGACGAAGAUGACGAUGAUGAUGAGAUUGCUGAAGAAGAUAAUGUACCAGGCGCAAAACAAAUACAAUCAGCUACUGCGUCUAGAUAUUUACCUUUGUGUAAAUAUGACCCAACAAACAACGGUGUAACCACUAGCAAUAAAAGCAUUUAUCCCUCUACAAAACCAUUGGAUAAACAUCCUACUAAACAAGCACCACCUCUUAGUGGUGGUGGUGGUGGUUCACUCCAGUCUCAUAGAGAAGUGUAUACAAAUACAAAAAUGUUAAUUCCACGUCCAAUUCUUGGUGGUCAUGUUGGAGCUUAUUUGCCUAAUAAAUCUCUAAAUGUAUUACCGCCACAUCCUACUGGAUUACAGACAGGAUCACGUGUCAUUUCACCAGUACAACGUCGAGGUCCAACAUGUGCAACAAUGCAUACUGGUAUACCUGUACCUGCUAAUAAUACUGUUAACAGUGCAGUACCUGCAAAUGGGUCAUCUAACGCGAAAUGUAGUAUUAUGUAACGGAUAACAAGGGAAUUUUCCCCCCUUAUAAUAUCUACUGUUUAUAUUCAAUAACAACUUCUGUGAUUCCUAUGUAAGUAAGGCUAAAUAAAAUUAAUAUUUGUCUACUGUAUUGCUGGACUCAUUACCUUGCUGUGCUCCGUUUGUAUCGUCAAAUUCCUACACAAUAUGAUAUACUUAAGCGAUUGAUUAGUAUAUCUGUAUUGUAUUCAUCUCUUACUCUCAUCCCCUUUUACUUUAAUACUCUCUCUCUCUCUGAUGGACAUAAUAGUAUUUUAAGUGUAUCUAGAACUAUUCCCUAGUCUACUUAUAUCUAUUGCCAUAUAUAUAUAUAUAUAUAGAGAGAGAGAGAGAGAGAGAGUACAGAUACGUCAACAUUUUUUAAAUUUGCUAUCAACAAACAAGUGUACAUAAAACUUUUAAUUUUUCUUUCUUUUGAAUUCAUUUCUGUUCUUUUUUCUCCUCAUUUCAUUCAGUUGCUGACUUACUUACUGUUGGCCACCAUAUUUGUAUUUAGUGUAGCGCCAAUUUUCCUAGUUUACUCUUAUGUUUUGUUAUUGACUAGUUGUUAAUUGUUUCGAACCCUCUUUGGACGCUUGUCGGAGAGAGGAAUCUUUUUUCAAGUGUGUGUGUGUGUGUGUUCUGUUCAUAUUCUCACUGUGUGUGUGUAUGAUACUCAGUAAAUGUGGGCAGCAUAUUACUCUACCACUCAUACGUUUAUUUAUUUGAUUAUACUUCUACAAAGUUCUCCAUAUUUCUUCCUCCACGUGUGUUGAUUACCUAUUCUGGAGAGAGUGUGAACAAAGAACAAAAAAAAAACAACAGCACACACAAGACAGAGAUGAUCAGUUUUGAUUUUAUGCUGAAAUACCAAAUUUGUUGAUUUAUUUAUUAUUCAAUCUUCUUAUCCUACUUGUUCUUUUCCUGUGUCAUGUAUUAUUAUUAUUAAUUAUCAUAACCAUUGAUUGGCAUGAAUACAGAGAAAUGAACACUUGUGUAUAAUGCAUAUAUUUGUUGCUUUUGUUCCCCUCUUAACAAGUGUGGAUUUCUGGGCGUACAGUUGAAG